AUGAUGGGCUCCGUGCUCCCGGCUGAGGCCCUGGUGCUCAAGACUGGGCUGAAGGCGCCCGGGCUGGCGCUGGCCGAGGUCAUCACCUCCGACAUCCUGCACAGCUUCCUGUACGGCCGCUGGCGCAACGUGCUGGGUGAGCAGCUCUUCGAGGACAAGAGUCACCACGCCAGCCCCAAGACAGCCUUCACCGCCGAGGUCCUGGCGCAGUCCUUUUCGGGCGAGGUUCAAAAGCUGUCCAGCCUGGUGCUGCCGGCCGAGGUGAUCAUUGCGCAGAGUUCCAUCCCGGGCGAGGGCCUCGGCAUCUUCUCCAAGACGUGGAUCAAGGCAGGUACUGAGAUGGGCCCUUUCACCGGCCGCGUCAUCGCCCCGGAGCACGUGGACAUCUGCAAGAACAACAACCUCAUGUGGGAGGUGUUCAAUGAAGAUGGCACAGUGCGCUACUUCAUUGAUGCCAGCCAGGAGGACCACCGAAGCUGGAUGACCUACAUUAAGUGCGCACGUAAUGAACAGGAACAGAACCUGGAGGUGGUCCAAAUCGGCACCAGCAUCUUCUACAAGGCCAUUGAGAUGAUCCCUCCCGACCAGGAGCUGCUGGUGUGGUAUGGGAACUCCCACAACACUUUCUUGGGGAUUCCUGGUGUGCCUGGGCUAGAGGAGGAGCAGAAAAAGAACAAGCAUGAGGACUUUCAUCCCGCGGACUCUGCCGCGGGCACUGCCGGACGCAUGCGCUGUGUCAUCUGCCACCGCGGCUUCAACUCGCGCAGCAAUCUGCGCUCGCACAUGCGCAUCCACACGCUGGACAAACCAUUCGUGUGCCGCUUCUGCAACCGCCGCUUCAGCCAGUCGUCCACGCUGCGCAACCACGUGCGCCUGCACACGGGCGAGCGCCCAUACAAGUGCCAGGUAUGCCAGAGCGCCUACUCUCAGCUGGCUGGCCUGCGCGCCCAUCAGAAGAGCGCGCGCCACCGGCCGCCCAGCGCCGCGUUGCAGACACACUCGCCCGCGUUGCCUGCCCCGCACGCGCACGCGCCCGCACUUGCAGCCGCCGCCGCAGCGCACCACCUGCCGGCCAUGGUCCUGUGA
Chrysochloris asiatica (Cape golden mole) is the source of this 1086-nucleotide messenger RNA. RefSeq names its product PR domain containing 12 (gene PRDM12). Bases 1 to 1086 code for a protein of 361 amino acids. The transcript has 5 exons. Gene Ontology annotation, biological process: neurogenesis. NCBI's taxonomy places the organism in Eukaryota, Metazoa, Chordata, Mammalia, Afrosoricida, Chrysochloridae. Gene Ontology annotation, molecular function: histone methyltransferase binding. Gene Ontology annotation, cellular component: nucleus. The record is from RefSeq and is a predicted model, not a curated record.